UCAUGAAGUCGACUGGCGCCGCCGCUGCUGCUGCUGGUCGUCAUCGCCGCCAAAGCCGCUGCUGUAGGCACGCAGCUCUAGUUCGAGGGCAGCGAUGCGGCUCUGGAUGGCAGCAUACACACAAAUGAACGUGUCCAGAUGGAUUGAUAAGCGUACGGGGGGCCAGCGUUAAGCUUGUGUGUGAAGGUCUGCUUUGCUUACGUUUCGCUCCUUCGCCAGCUCCACCAGCCUCUCCUGCACACAUCAAUCAAUGCACAACAAAUGCGCAGAUGGACAUCACAUGCAGAGAGUGAGCAUCGAACGACAUAGGUGUACUUAUUGUGCAUGGUCGCACCUGUCUCUCCUCGAGCUUCUCGAUGCUGGCUUUGGCGCGGCGGAGCGCCUCUUUCAACCCCCUCGACUCCCUUGCACGCACAGGCACACAGACACCAUUGUGGAUCUCGUUCAUUGUCCCCACUAUUGCUGCCUGAAGACUCACGCUUCCAGUGGUGGUGCUCUUCGAGGAAACUCUCCAGCCGCCAUCUCGGCCCCUCUAUCAACUCUGCAUCUAAACCGAAACGGACAUGGAGAGAUGACGUUCAACACUCGUGCGUCCUGGCUAACGGGCUUUCUCUUGUGACUUACGGCGCGCCUCCUCUGCGAUUGCAACUUUGUGCUCCUUCAACGCGGCGUUCUUCUUAGCGGCGGACGCCGUGAGGAGGUCGACUGGCGCCGCCGCUGCUGCUGCAAGUAGUGCUGCUGGUAGCGGCGACGGCAUUCUCAUCUCAGGGGGCGGCAU
Vitrella brassicaformis is the source of this 778-nucleotide messenger RNA. Lineage: Eukaryota; Vitrellaceae. The record is from the annotation of a GenBank genome assembly.